Messenger RNA from Oryzias melastigma (Indian medaka), 2712 nucleotides. RefSeq names its product caspase 17, apoptosis-related cysteine peptidase (gene casp17). Bases 949 to 1740 code for a protein of 263 amino acids. Gene Ontology annotation, molecular function: cysteine-type endopeptidase activity. The transcript has 4 exons. Gene Ontology annotation, biological process: proteolysis. NCBI's taxonomy places the organism in Eukaryota, Metazoa, Chordata, Actinopteri, Beloniformes, Adrianichthyidae. The record is from RefSeq and is a predicted model, not a curated record.
AAUCAAAAAAUAAUUUGAUAGCUAUAAUGACAACAUUAUAAAUAUGAUUUCAUCAGGAAUACAUUCAAACACAGAUCACGUUUAUGAAGUGUACAUUAUCUGACUGUGAGAGAUGUUACUGUCAAAUAGAUUUUUGUCAUUGGUAUUUUAUUAAAUCUUUUUCUGUAUUUGAACUAAACAGGACCUGAAAACAAAACCUUUUUAGAAUAAAUGAAUUCUGCAGCUUCUGUUCUGUUUAUUCUGGUUAAAACUAAAGCAAUCAGUUUUUCUUUCUCCGCUUUAUGACAGGAAUUACUACAAAUGUUAAUAAUGUUUGUCUUACAUAAUUUCUUAAGUAUUUUCUUUGGCAUUUACCAGCAGAAAAGGCAGAGUUUUAUUUUUAUGGCUCUAAAACACAUGGGUGGAUGUGUUUUUCCAGAACUAUCUGCAGAGGAGAUGUUUGCUGAGGUUCUCUGGGUUCUGCUCGGAUCGUUUGGUGAUGCUGACGUGUUCUGACGGUUCAGUCACGUCUCUGGUAACCUGAGUGUUUGGAAUGUGACAGUUUCUGUGUCACGCCUGGACGCUGUGACUUCACGAGUGUUCUCAUUCUCACUUGGAGAAGUAGCUGGACCGAAAGUGUUACGGUUUCAUCAGAGGUUUUCAUGGACCGAGUCCUGAUCCUCCUGACGUGUCUGAGCAUGGAUCAACCUCCUCACAUCAUCACCUGAUCCAGGUCUGGUUUGGCUGACGGACCUCAUGACGGGAUCGCAGACCAGCCUGCAGGGAAAAUUCCCGCCGUAGUUUCCCAGCAAACUGCAGGAAAAGUGUUGCAAGAGCCUCAGGUGUGACUUCACCUGAGCGCCUGACGAGGAACGCCCAUAUAAGGUGUUUGAGGAAGGUGUGGCUUUACAGCUGCAGGUGGAAGGUGAGCAGGAUCCGACCGCAGACAGACGCUUCACGGCAGCAGCCAUGCUGCAGCCCACCGGACACGCAGACCAGAACCGGGCCGUGGUGGUCUCCGUGGCCCGCUUCUACCCCGGAGUAUCGCUGACCAAGAGGCCCGGCGCCGAGAGGGACGCCAAGAAGAUCCACAAGACGCUCAGGAAGCUGGGCUUCAGGGUGAAGCUGCACAGCGACCUGAGCAGCGAAGAGAUCUACCAGGUGUUCCGUGAAGAGAGUGGGCGGGGCGUGAAGGACUGCUUCCUGGCCGUCCUGUCAUCUCACGGCGAGGAGGGCUGCGUGUUCGGCGCCGACGGCAUUCCGGUCCAGCUGUCCCGCAUCUUCACCUGCUUCAAGAACCCGACCAUGGACAGGAAGGCCAAGCUGUUCCUCAUCCAGGCCUGUCGAGGAGGCGAUCUGGACGACGGCGUGGAGGUGGACUCGGCUGGAGACGCGGCGGACGGCAGCUUCACGCAGUACCUGUCCGUCCCGGUAGACACGGCGGUGAUGUACGCCACCGCUCCAGGUUACGGCGCCAUCAUGAGUCCGCUGGGGUCCGUGUUCCUGCAGACCUUCUGCGCCCUGCUGGAGGACGAGGACCUGCGGCGGCUGGAGCUGACCCGCCUCCUGACCCGCCUCUCCCACCAGGUGGCCUUCACCUUCCAGGCCAGAGGUCGCCUCCUGGACGGGAAGAAGGCCAUGCCGUGUCUGCUGAGCCGGCUGACCAGGGAGGUCUUCCUGUUCGACUCCAGCAAAGACGCCGGGAUCUCCGCCAUGAUCGGCUCGGAGAACGGCAGGACGCGGACUCCGUCCAUCAGUUAGAGCUGCAGCAGGUUCUGGACAGUUCUGCUGACCUUCCUCCAGCAGCCCGUCAGAACCGGCGCUCUGCGGGUCUUUAGCUUCAGUUUGGGUUGAAUAUUUUCUGCAGGUUUGGUUUCUUUGGACUUCCGGUUUUCCUGUCGUGUUUUUGAGCUUGUCUUCAUCUGGACCUGACGGGUCCGGUGAGACCCGGUUCAUGCAGGUUCUGAGGCAGGUCCUGAGAUCCUCGUCUUGAACUCUGAGGGUGUUGGACCUCCAUCUGGGGUUCAGAGGAACCUCAGGGGGUCUGGACAGAACCUCGUGGACCUCCUGCUGACCGCCGGGCCAGACCGGCUGAAGGAGAGCAGGACGAGAGUCCACACAGAACUGGACCUGAAGUUCUUGUUUGGUUUGUGAAUGUACUGUCAGUUAUGUAAAUAUUUUCUUCAUAAAUGUGUUCAGAUUUGAUUAGCCGUCGUAAAUAAAGAUAAAAGCCUGAAAGGAAAGCAGCUUCCAGGAGCUGCAGAUCUCUUUAUCUGCUGAUACGGAGCAAAGAUCUGGAGGAGGUCGAUCCGUCAGCUCCGGACUCUGGACGGCUGUAAACGCUCCAGUCUGAGUCAGCUUCCACUUUCAGCCGCCGCCUCCAGAGGGCGCCACCAUCUACCGACUCCAGAGGGCGCCACCGUCCACCGACUCCAGAGGGCGCCACCGUCCACCGACUCCAGAGGGCGCCACCAUCCACCUUUGCCUCCAUCAGAGUUCAUCUCCCUCCUGAGGCUUCAGCUUCAUCUGGAAACAUCUGCUCACCUGUUCCUCACCUUUGGUCACAUGACCUAAAAAGCUCUGAAGCUGGGAGUAAUCAGAUUACUCUAUUCUCAGACUGGAACUUUCUCUGUAAAAAGUCUUGUUAAACUCAAACUAGCCCCGCCCACUGUGGUGUUCCUGCUGACCUCUUGGGGUCAAAUCAGGAUCGGCUUAAAGUGAACCAAAAAACGG